Manihot esculenta (cassava) is the source of this 1165-nucleotide messenger RNA. RefSeq names its product ras-related protein RABA1d. Gene Ontology annotation, cellular component: endosome. The record is from RefSeq and is a predicted model, not a curated record. NCBI's taxonomy places the organism in Eukaryota, Viridiplantae, Streptophyta, Magnoliopsida, Malpighiales, Euphorbiaceae. The transcript has 2 exons. Bases 191 to 847 code for a protein of 218 amino acids. Gene Ontology annotation, molecular function: GTP binding; GTPase activity.
AUUUUCUCUUCGCGAUUCCAAGGAGGCAAGCAGACAGGGGUCUUCACCCAUUUCCAGCUUACUUCUAGAGCAAAAUACAGACACAAAAAAGCUUUUGCAUUUGAAGGAUUCGAAUUUUUUUUUUUUUAAUACAAGGAAAAAUCUUUCUCUACUCUUUUCCUUUCUUUGAAGCAACGCAAGAGUAGAAGUAAUGGCAGGGUACAGAGCUGAAGAUGAUUACGAUUACCUUUUCAAGGUGGUGCUGAUAGGCGACUCUGGUGUGGGCAAGUCCAAUCUACUGUCCAGGUUCACUCGGAAUGAAUUCAGUUUGGAAUCUAAGUCCACUAUAGGAGUUGAGUUUGCUACUCGUAGCUUGAACGUUGAUGGCAAGGUCAUCAAGGCCCAGAUUUGGGACACUGCUGGCCAAGAGAGGUACCGAGCCAUAACUAGUGCUUACUACCGAGGAGCAGUGGGUGCACUACUUGUGUAUGAUGUCACCCGAACGUCAACAUUUGAAAAUGUUGAAAGGUGGCUAAGGGAAUUGAGGGACCAUACAGACCCCAACAUUGUGGUGAUGCUCAUUGGUAAUAAAUCAGAUCUUCGCCACCUUGUGGCCGUCUCAACUGAGGAUGGGAAAUCCUUUGCAGAGAGAGAGUCACUCUACUUCAUGGAAACUUCUGCUCUGGAAGCUACUAAUGUGGAGAAUGCAUUUGCUGAAGUUCUUACUCAGAUCUACCGUAUUGUAAGCAAGAAGGCUAUGGAGGCUGGUGAUGAAGGUGCUACAUCAGCUGUUCCAUCGAAGGGAGAGAAAAUUGAUGUCGGUAAAGAUGUUUCUGCUAUGAAGAGAGUAGGGUGCUGCUCAAGCUAGGAGUUUGAAUUCACUUGUUACAGAGGAUGGAGCUGGUUUCUUUUUGCUUCAUGUGUAAAAUUUUCUCGAAGAUGCAAACAAUAGGAGAGCUGGGGGUUGAUUUUUAUUUUCAGUUUUGGAGCAAAACUUUGACUGUUAUUUCUAGCUGACAAGAGAGCUUAAAUAGGGACAAAAUAUUACACUACUGUCUUUAAAAUGGUUCUGAGUGAAGUCCAAACCUGCAUUAGUCUAUCUGUUUAGUUGUAUUCAUUAUGGAAUCACAUUGUCUGCACUAAUUCGUAGGCAAUUGAAUUAAAUUACCCUGUUGGUUUCUGAAUA